AAAUUCGAAAUCCCAAAUCCCAAAUCAUCUUUCUUCUUCUCCAGCUUCAGCUCCAGCUCCUUCUCCCAUCUCUGAAAUCUCAAUCUCUUUCAAUAUGCCUCCGGCGACGAGAAAUCUCCAGUCGAGAUCCGCCGUCCAGCCUGCCGGUGAGCCCCCCGAGCCGGUUGCGGUGGAUUCCGACGUCGUCGUCAUCCUCGCGGCGCUUCUCUGCGCUCUGAUCUGCGUCGUAGGACUAGCUCUGGUGGCGCGAUGUGCCUGGCUUCGCCGAUCUCUCGGCGGAGCUUCGGUUAAUCCGCCGCCGUCAAAUAAGGGGUUGAAGAAGAAGGCUCUGCGGGCUCUCCCGAAGACAUCUUUUGAUUGCACGGUGGCAGCCAGAGGGCGGCUUGCAGAGUGCCCGAUCUGCCUGGCGGAGUUUGUGCAGGGUGAUGAGAUCCGGAUCCUGCCGCAGUGCGGUCAUGGAUUUCACGUUAGCUGCGUGGAUACGUGGCUAGGAUCUAACUCUUCUUGUCCUUCCUGCCGCCAGAUACUGGUUGUUGCUCCGCGAUCGAGGUGCGAUCGCUGUGGCGCCAGUGGUGUUUCCGGUGAAGAUACGUCGGAGACGGCGGCGGCGGCGGCGAAUGAGAACGGGGCUAAGACCAGGGAGGACGGUGACGCCAACAGUAUCAUUGCAAGGAUGAUGACAACUUUGGAGUCUUUUAUCAUCAGCUCAUGGGGCUCGAAAGCUGGUGGGCGUCAGAUCUUCACUGGAGAUAUCUCGUUGCUGGAGGCAUUAUGAAAGAGAUUGAGAUUUCAUGGUUGAGAGAAGAUGCUCAAAGAUUUACUCAUAGUUUCAACCAUCAAAUAUGUUACAUACCCUUCUUAGAGGCAAUUUUGCUUUCUUUAGAGUUGGAUCUCUCAAGAGUGGAAGGGCACCACUUGGUAUUGUACCCAACAUAAAAAGAUUUGAACCAAGGUAAUGUGGACUAGUUGGUAAGAUGAUGGUAUAAUGUCGUCACAUGUCGAGUUUGUCGAUUUGUUGUGUCCAAUGUCAAUCGUCCUGUCUUGCUUUAGAAUCUAAGCCAUCAUGUAUAUAUUAUUGAAAAUGUUGAAAUAGAGUUUACUAACAUUUAUUUAUUUAUUUAUA
Messenger RNA from Phalaenopsis equestris, 1123 nucleotides. Its product is annotated as RING-H2 finger protein ATL8-like. The record is from RefSeq and is a predicted model, not a curated record. Lineage: Eukaryota; Viridiplantae; Streptophyta; Magnoliopsida; Asparagales; Orchidaceae. The coding region runs from base 95 to 775 and encodes 226 amino acids. The transcript has 2 exons.